AUGGGGGUCGAUGCAUAUUACACUUUACUGCGAAAUGACCGGCGAGGCAAUCCGCCUCUAUAUAUCGGCAUCUUUCCACGAGAUCGCGUUUUUCACUUGUUCCAUGACGCGGCUCAUCCGAACCCUAAAGUCACUGAUCAGUCAAAAAUAACUCGACACGUUCAAUUACAUUCAAUUCCUGAAAAAUUUGUCACACCCGACGGGCGUUUCGAGCAUGUUCACAUGAAUCUAAUAGGUCCCUUGCCUGAGUCGGACGGGUACAGAUAUUGUGUGACGAUGAUUGAUAGAUUUUCGCGUUGGCCAGUAGCAAUACCUCUAAAAGACAUUGAAACCAUUACAGUGGCACGCGCGUUUUACGACAACUGGAUAGCAAAUUUUAGGGCACCCAAAACGAUAACUACUGAUCAAGGUAGUCAGUUCGAAGCGCAACUUUUUACUGCACUUCUUCAGCUGAUCGGCUGUCAACGAAUUCGUACCACGGCGUAUCACCCCGCCUCGAACGGUAUGAUCGAGCGGUGGCAUAGAAGUUUAAAAGCUGCUAUUAUGUGUCAUGCUAAUGAAGAUGACCCAAUAUUAGGUCUGCGUACUCAUGUCCGCCUUGACACCGGCGCAUCGCCUGCGGAAUUUGUUUAUGGAACGACGCUGCGCGUCCUCAGAGAAUUUGUACUGCCGGACGACUUCACUCCUAGUCCGCAAAUUUUCAUUGAGGAAUUCCGCGAGCAUAUGCACAAAGUUAAGCCAAUCUCGAUAGAGCAUAAGCACAAGAAACGCGCAUUCGUAUUUAAAGAUUUAUAUUCAUGUUCCCAUGUUUUUCUACGGGUGGGCGGUACCAAGAGAGCGUUAGAGCGGCCCUACACCAGCUCUCACAAGGUUAUAAAUCGUGUUUCGGAUCGAGUAUUCAACACUGACGUUAAUGGUACACAGCGCAGUGUAUCGAUCGAAAAUUUAAAACCAGCGUAUGGCAUACGCGAUGACUUGUAUAGUGAGAUUCCAGAAGCAGGGCAAACAGCCAAUUCGUUUAGCAACGAGCGACCAACUUUGAGAACGUAUGCGCGCCCGAAGAGGAAGAUCUAA
This is a messenger RNA of Acromyrmex echinatior (Panamanian leafcutter ant), 1074 nucleotides long. RefSeq lists its product as uncharacterized. The record is from RefSeq and is a predicted model, not a curated record. Lineage: Eukaryota; Metazoa; Arthropoda; Insecta; Hymenoptera; Formicidae.